Molecule: messenger RNA, 1587 nt
Organism: Styela clava
Lineage: Eukaryota; Metazoa; Chordata; Ascidiacea; Stolidobranchia; Styelidae
Source: RefSeq, a predicted model, not a curated record
UUCUUUUCUAUUUGCCAUAUUACAGAAAAGCGUUUUCGUUUUAUUUAACAGCUUUGUAUAAAUUUAUAUCAUUGAAGAAUCUCUAUAAUCUAGUAUUAUAAUUUCCUGAAGCGGAUGAGAAUUCGGAAAAAAAUAAUCUUUCUAAGAAAAAUGAUCCCAAAUUUUCAUGUUCGCCUAUGUCUGUGUAUAUUAGCUUUAUCGUCGUUUUCCUCCUGCGACAAAAAUGGAACCUCGACUACAGCGAGCACAAAAAUAACAUUCGAUGUAAAUUCUACUGCAGCGACGACAACACACGCAGAAGAAAAGGAUAAUGUUUUUACAGUUCACAUGCACGAUGAUGGGGAUAUGCUCUGCAUCGUAAAUUUUGGUGAUUGUAUGAAUGCAAAUGAUACUUGCUCAGACGACAGGGCGUUUUUAAAAGGACUUUGCUCAGACUCACCAAGAAGAUUAUGCUGUGCUCCGAUGCAACGAGAAAUGACUUCAUGGGAAAGCAAAGACGAAGAUUGUAUCAGUCAAUUUGGUGAGUGCAUGUUGGACACAAACAACUGCUCAGGAACGUUUAAAGAUUUCACAUGCGGAGGACCAUCACACAGAAGAUGCUGUACACCAGAUGCCAAAGACGCUGCAGAAUGGAUAAAGGACGAUAAAAUCUGUGAACAGUCUCUGGGAACUUGCCAACUGAAUUUGAGAGAAUGCAAAGGAGAGUAUCAAGUUGGAACGUGUGGAGGACCGCAACAGAGACAAUGUUGUCUCCCGGGCAAUGAUGUUAAGACUGAAUGGAAAAAUCACGACGCAAAAUGUUAUGAAAACUGGGGUACAUGUACUGCUGCUGUAAAAUCGUGCUCGGGUAAACGAAACAAAUCGAUGUGUGGAGGUCCUGAUGAGCGACAAUGUUGCGUUCCAGAUAAAGCAACGGUGAAGGCCUGGGCAAAAGAUGAUGACAAAAAAUGUCUUCUCGAAUUUGGUUCUUGUCAGCAUGAUUCAGCAAAUUGCACCGGAAAAAUCGAAGACGGCAAAUGUGGUGGUCCAUCAUAUAGGAAGUGUUGUAUUCCAGAUAUAAAAAAUUUGGAAAUUUGGAAGAAGGAUGAUGAUUUGUGCAAUGAGAAAGGGGGUCAAUGUCAGAGCAUUGCAACACCAUGUCACGAAAAAUAUCAAGAAGGAUUUUGUGGAGGUCCAGCAAAAGUUCGACAAUGUUGCAUUAAACCAGUUAAAGAAGGAGAAGUGCUUGGAACGGAGAAACCGGAUGAAGACAAAAAAGAGGCGCCAGCAACGCCGAAAAACACUUCAACUGAAUCAAUAAUGAAACGAUUUUCCUCGAAUUUAACAUUGCUACUGAGUGUGUCAAUUCCCGCCCUGGCUAUUAUGAUAAUAGCUUUGUAUUGUCUUAUUAAAAAGCGCGGAACAUGUUGCAGACCAUACAAGAAAUUGAAAACACACAAGACACCUUGGUAUAAGAUGGAAUAUAAUGAAAUUGAACCAUUUUCAGUGGAUGACGAUGAAGAUGUCAACUUAACUGCAUCCGAAGAAUCUAAAACAUAUGCUUAGAAUUAUAAACCAAAUGAGAUCAACAAUGAACAUCAAAUCUUU